This is a messenger RNA of Macrosteles quadrilineatus (aster leafhopper), 949 nucleotides long. Its product is annotated as rab-like protein 3. Bases 72 to 767 code for a protein of 231 amino acids. Gene Ontology annotation, biological process: intracellular protein transport. Lineage: Eukaryota; Metazoa; Arthropoda; Insecta; Hemiptera; Cicadellidae. Gene Ontology annotation, cellular component: endomembrane system. The transcript has a single exon. Gene Ontology annotation, molecular function: GTPase activity; GTP binding. The record is from RefSeq and is a predicted model, not a curated record.
CUCCAAUAAACAUCGGCUUCACUCUAACUGAAGAAGGCAGAUGUUAAUGUCAGUCCACAAUAUCAUCUCCCAUGGCAGCUAUAGAUAAAGUCAAAGUCAUCGUUGUAGGAGACUCUGGAGUUGGCAAGACGUCUCUGGUGCACUUAGUCUGCCAUAGUGAGCCUAUCAGUAACCCUUCGUGGACCGUUGGAUGUGGGGUGGAUGUGAAGCUACACGAAUACGAGGAGGGCAUGCCUAAGCAGAGAUCGUACUUCGUAGAACUAUGGGACGUUGGAGGCAGCAGCAGUCAUCGCAACGCUAGACACGUCUUCUACUCUUCUGUUCACGGUAUAAUUUUAGUUCAUGAUUUGACAAACCGUAAGUCCCACCAAAACUUACAAAAAUGGUUAGCCGAGGUUUUGAAUCGAGAAGAGGGAACUAAAAAAGAAGACUUUGACCCUGAACAUUUUGUUGGUGCUACCCAGAUUCCCAUCCUGGUCGUUGGAACAAAGUCUGACCUCGUAGCGCAAAUAAGAAACAACAAUCAACCGAGAUCAUCUUUCAUUGCCGAAGAGUGUGGAGCUGAUGAAAUAUUUUUGGAUUGUAGUCAGAGAAGAGCCUUUGCUGCAGGAACGACAAACGCUGUUCACAUGUCAAGGUUCUUCGACAAGGUUAUAAAGCUGCGUUACCACACGGGAGCGACUCAUGGACCGUUUGCCAGCUCUAGACGCUACUCACCUUAUGUGUCUCCGCCUCCUACCUACACUAAACUGUUCCAUAAUGACUAAUACGCAGGAGCGACUGAAUUACACAAUGAUCUGUACAACACAGUAGUGAACCACGAAAUGUUCGCCCUAUGCCUUCAACUGAUGUACAAACAGUUCCACAAUGACUGAUUUAAAAACUACUCUUGCUUAUUUAAUCUUGUUGUAUUAAUUACUUCUUGUUACUAUCUGUAAAACUGUAGCCU